UUUGCCAGCAUUCUCCUAGGAACAUGACCUGUACUGUUGUUUGGCCUUGGUCACCAAUAGGUAUAGAAACCUACUGUGGCAUCCUUAUGUUUCCUUAGUAUUAUGAGGGACUUUUUUAGCCCUUUUUCUGGAUUAUCAUUUUCAGAACUGGCACUCGGGGAAAAAACAACAGAUCUUGGUCUGGUCUAAUAGUUGAUCCAAUAUAGUAUUACAGAUACCUCUCUUAGAGAUUUGCUUAAGAUUGAGUAGUCCUGCCAUGAAAGAAUUGGUUUUACUUUAUGUGAUCUAGUUGCUCUAAAACGUCUUUGAAUAGAGCACUCUCCAUUGCAAAUUGACACUGUUGGUGGAGCUCACUUUGAGAAGUACUGUCUGUGAUGAUGUAAAAGACCUAACUAUUGAAUCUGACAGAAAUAGGGCAGCUCCAUGGACUUUGUUUGGGUUGAGGGGUGGCAUGAAUCUGGAUGUCUUUUGGCAACAUUCCAGAGGAGAGGUGAGAAGAGUCUAACUCAGGCUUCUGAGCUAUCAAGUAUCCUAUCACCAAGUCCAGUUUCAAGGAAGAGGGAAGCUAUGCGAAAUUACUUAAAAGAGCGAGGGGAUCAAACAGUACUUAUUCUUCAUGCAAAAGUUGCACAGAAGUCAUAUGGAAAUGAAAAAAGGUUUUUUUGCCCUCCUCCUUGUGUGUAUCUUAUGGGCAGUGGAUGGAAGAAAAAAAAAGAACAAAUGGAACGGGAUGGUUGUUCUGAACAAGAGUCUCAACCAUGUGCAUUUAUUGGAAUAGGAAAUAGUGACCAAGAAAUGCAGCAGCUGAACUUGGAAGGAAAGAACUAUUGCACAGCCAAAACAUUGUACAUAUCUGAUUCAGACAAAAGAAAGCACUUCAUGUUGUCUGUAAAGAUGUUCUACGGCAACAGCGAUGACAUUGGUGUGUUCCUCAGCAAGCGGAUAAAAGUCAUUUCCAAACCUUCCAAAAAGAAGCAGUCAUUGAAAAAUGCUGACUUAUGCAUUGCCUCAGGAACAAAGGUGGCUCUGUUUAAUCGACUUCGAUCCCAGACAGUUAGUACCAGAUACUUACAUGUAGAAGGAGGUAAUUUCCAUGCCAGUUCUCAGCAAUGGGGAGCAUUUUAUAUUCAUCUCUUGGAUGAUGAUGAAUCAGAAGGAGAAGAGUUCACAGUUCGCGAUGGCUACAUCCACUAUGGACAAACAGUCAAACUUGUGUGUUCUGUUACUGGCAUGGCACUCCCAAGAUUGAUAAUUAGGAAGGUUGAUAAGCAGACCGCAUUACUGGAUGCAGAUGAUCCUGUGUCACAACUCCAUAAAUGUGCAUUUUACCUUAAGGAUACAGAAAGAAUGUACUUGUGCCUUUCUCAAGAAAGAAUAAUCCAGUUUCAGGCCACUCCAUGCCCAAAAGAACCAAAUAAAGAGAUGAUAAAUGAUGGAGCUUCCUGGACAAUCAUUAGUACGGAUAAGGCGGAGUAUACGUUUUAUGAGGGGAUGGGCCCUGUCCUUGCCCCCGUCACCCCUGUGCCUGUCGUAGAAAGUCUUCAGUUGAAUGGCGGUGGGGACGUAGCAAUGCUUGAACUUACAGGACAGAAUUUCACUCCAAAUUUACGGGUGUGGUUUGGAGAUGUAGAAGCUGAAACUAUGUACAGAUGUGGCGAGAGCAUGCUCUGUGUUGUCCCAGACAUUUCUGCAUUCCGAGAAGGUUGGAGAUGGGUCCGGCAGCCAGUCCAGGUUCCAGUAACUUUGGUCCGUAACGAUGGGAUCAUUUAUUCUACCAGCCUUACCUUUACCUACACACCAGAACCGGGGCCUCGGCCACACUGCAGCGCAGCAGGAGCAAUCCUCCGAGCCAAUUCCAGCCAAGUGCCCCCUAAUGAAUCAAACACAAACAGCGAGGGAAGUUACACAAACGUCAGCACAAAUUCAACCAGUGUCACAUCCUCUGCAGCAACAGUGGUGUCCUAACUACCGUCUUUUUGCUAGGACUUAAACUGACUCGAGUGUGGCAAAAUGUUGACAAAAAGAGAGAGAGAAAGAAAAAGGAAAAAGAUGAACAAUCUUUUGUGGUUUCUUGGGAAAACUUUUCAUACCAGGUGAUACUGUUCCAAAACCCCAUUACCUGCAAGUGCUGAUUGGAAGUGCAGAAGCCACAGUAAAACAGACAAGCAAAACGUCAAAAUGUACAAACUAUUGGAAAUCGAUUUUUUUUUCAGCUGUUCUUUUUUUGUUUGUUUGUUUGGUUGGUUGGUUUUUGUUUGGUUUUGUUUAAAUGGGCAAGAAAUAGAGAUGUGGCUGGAAUAAAAGUUAAUCAAACUAGAAGGCACAAACCUAACAUAGUUUUUACGGACCAAGGAACUUGUAUAAGCUUUAGCAAAAGGUACAUUUUCACCAUACCUUUUUUUAUAUCACAGUAUAUAGUCCACCUUUGUUACCAAAUAGGUUGUUCUCCUCCCUCUCCGCCCCUUGGAGCUUCUGCUCUUCAGUACAUUCAAGUUCCAAGCCCGACCAUGCUUGUUUAAUCUGAUUACCAUAUUCUUCCAGGUUUUUGUUUUUGUUUCUGGUUGGUUUUGUUUGGUUGGUUUUUUUUUUUUUUUUUUUUUGGUUUAAGGCUGGAACUUUUUUUUUAAGCUGAUGUCUUAUGACUUUUUAUGAGUCGAAAUUGUUUUGAUUUCAGCAAGUCAAAUCUUGUAAAGGCCCGCGUAUUUUUUUUAAGAUUAUAUGAAGUCUGUGCAAAAGCUUUAAAAAGAAAUGCCUCUGCCUUGCCUGCAAUACAUGCAAUGUACGUUAACUUCGUCUCUGUUCUCAGACACUGUCCGUAUUUACUUCCUUGUUUUCCUUUUUCUUAAAAAAAAAAAAAAGGUAUUUAUAGUGGUAUUCCAAGAGGUUCUAACAUUUACAUGGAAUUAAACAUGGCCAUUUCGUCAUUAAUGAAUUAAUGGCACAGAACAUGUUGGUAUUUGAAGCGUCCUCUCCCCUUCGCUCAUGCGUAAAUGUAUCUCCAUGUUCCAGGGUUUGUUCAGCGCCCCCAACCCCUAACCCCCUGAUCUUGUACAUACCUUGUAUUAUGUGUAAGUUAAACAUUUUAUUUUGAACUUGGAAUGUUCCCAGUGAUUUCAUUCAGCAGGGUGUUUUCUGCCUUUGUCAGCGUAUGACAAAAAAAAUAUAUAUAUCAUGAGAAGUAUUUGCUACCAGUUGGUAGAUGGUGCCCUUAUUGGAUAAAUGAGGAAAAUCUCAGCAAAAGCAUGUGUUUGUUUACUUUUUUUUUUUUUUUUUGGUAGCCUAGGUCAAAACAUCAUUGUAACCUUAAAACAAGAUCCUUUUAUUAGAUGACCAACUAAAAUAGCUUGAAAGACAGUACUUUAGCACAGAUAGUUGUGAGAUUAUAAAAUUGCAAAUGUAAUUUAUCUUUCCACAUCUCUCCUGCCUUUCUUCGUCUUCUCUUCCCCAGCACUGAGCAUCUCCACAAAUGUCUCCUGCUCAGAUAACAUUUCUUUUCCAUUCAGUUAAGAUUUAGUUGCAUUCAGGGUUGUGUUGGACUCAUAUGCCAGGCUCGCCGGUUUUACAUUGCUUCCAUCCCUGCACUUGGGUUAUGCCUUUGUUCGGUUUCUUAGAAAUCGUGGCAGACUCAAUUGGGCUACAUUUAGUACAGGAACCAUGUGUGUAAUGUUACAGGACACAGUCUAGUAAUACAAUCAUCCUUCUUAGAGUUAAAAACUACCUCUAGAUUGUGGUAAGCUUUUACUGUCCCAUAAAACAGGAGCCACAAGUACCUUAUGAAUGCAGAACUAACUUCCUGCAGUGUUUCCUUACAGAACAUUGUCUUUCUGGUGUCCUGGGCGAUUUUGAAAACAUUUUCUUUGGAAGAUUUUUUAAAUACCCUAUUAGUAGCUUUUUUGGUCACCCCCAGCUUUGCUGUGUUCAUCACUCAUUCUUUUGCUCAGACUAUGCCAUUGUAAAUACAAUUCCUAACCUCUCUAAAUCACCUUUUCCUCAGUUUUCAAGGGGGAAGUCAUUUGUAAAACACAUUAGUGGUUAAAUCAAAGUUAUUGUGGUUUUAUCUUACUGCAAGCCUUUUUAAUUACUCACGGGCUGCAUUACUCUCUCUAUAUAGCCUUCUCUUCAGAUCUGCUCCAGUCACUAGCUUCUCUCGUAAGCUAACCCUGCCUCACACUUUUUAAAUCUGUUUCAGUGAUCGAGGGCAGAAUUGUGGCCUUAUCUGUCUUUGUUUUAACUGUUUACUAGCGUCUUGCAAACUUGCUUAUUUCUGAGUAGUAUUUAUUCUCUGUUGAGUCACGGAAGUAGUCUUUACACAGUGCUUUUUGUUCGGAGCGUGGAAAUAUUUUCAGUACUGCUUUACUUUGAAUGGGCCACACAUUUCCUCCACUUCCCAGGUUUGGUAUUUAGUUAUGAAACUGUAUUAAAUUAACUGAUAACAGAUGAGAUACUUUUGAAGAACAAACUAUUCCUUACCUACCUUUGCAGCUCAAAUUAAUUUUUCAAGUUCUAUGACUUUAUUAAAAUGAACUUUGCUUUUUUUUUUUUUUUUUUUUUUUUUACUAUUUAUACCUUAUUUUGGCUCUUUGUUUCUUUUAAUAAGAUAAUUUUGAAAUAUUAAACUGUAAAGCCUUUUCCUGUUUGUUUGAAAAGUCCAAGAAUGUACUUAUACAGGCAUUUCCCUUGCUAUUUUAUGCCAUUCUGCAUACCACAAACUAAAGACUGAAAUUAUUUGUCUGUUGUAGCUUCAUUUUUUAUCAGUAGUUCUUUUGUCAGCUGCUUUAAAAAAAAAAAAAGAACUUUGUGGAUUUACGAAUCAUUUUCAAUGUGUAAUUUAUAGGAGCCUUGACCUCUGGUUAUAGUAGAACCUAACCCCUCCUCCGAUGGCAUUACUAGAGAUGCUGGUCCUUUUUCCUCAUAAAGACUCUCUUCUUAGAAUGCCGACCGCUUCAGAUAAAGUAGAGAGCAUUCGAGUUUGGGGUUGUUUCUUGUUUUUUUGUUUUUUAAUUCUGUUUUAGAAGUGUGUCUUCUGCUCUCAUGAGCUAUGCAAUUUCUAAAAGUAUGCUAGAAGCUGAGUCUGUGAUCCAGUGUGUUUUUAUUAGUUCCAUUGAAUUGAUCAUACAAAUUGGGAAGGCAAGUUAAGGGCUUUGAAUGUAGAAUGCCCUUUUGAUUUUGAAUGAUUUCAGAAUUGAACACUAGGAUAAUAAUUAACCUGCUGCUGACUUCUCUUCAACUGUGGCAACUAAAGGCAUCCUCAUUUGUGUGUUAAUUUAUCGCUCUUCUGCACAGACUUAUUUGCGGUCAUAACUGGUUAGUUGUGUGUUUCUUUUUAACGAAACUGGUACCAUCUGUGCCCUCACAGAAUAUUCCCAAUGCAGUUUUUGAGAACUUAUAAACUCAUCCUGUUUAACCAGAUAAUCCACAGGGGGGAGGGGUUCCUUUUUUAAACAAAAUGCUAUUCAAUUAUUAACCAAGUUACUUACUUUGAUUUCAAAAGCAGCUGUGUUUUCUGAUGAGUACUGAACAAAUGUGUGUAAUUUUCUGUGCCAGACUUUUGACUUUGUUUUCAAGCACUGUAAUGUGGGAUGGAUGAUUAGAAACAAUAAUAUAUUAGGGUUUCUAUUUAACCCUUUCAGGACUGAACUGUAUCUCCUUUUAUUAAUUUUUCCCUGUGUCGUGAUAAAUGUUUGCCAGCAUUCAGUACUGUGUUGGUCCAGAUGUAGGUUUUUAUGCUCAUUUUUAGCUUAUUUCUUGUACCUUGCAGCAUGCUCUAUGCAUUCAGUCCUUAAGGGGUUUAUUUUACAAACUGUGCGCCUGUAAGGUUUAUUAGCAAUAAGAUAGAAAAUUGAGCAAGUUUAUACCAUAAUUUUGUAGAAAAAAAAGAAUCUGCUCAGUUCCAUAUUUCAUCCAUGAGAAUCCUGCAAUACGGGCAGUUUCAAGGAAUAAAUAAAAAGGAAAUGUAAACCAUUGUAAAAGUCUUCUGUUGGAUGUGCCUGAUGCAUGUAUGAUCUUUUUUUGAUUUCAGAAUACUUCAUAAAGAUACAAUUAAAUUACAUA
This is a messenger RNA of Canis lupus familiaris (dog), 6051 nucleotides long. It is a transcript of the gene RBPJ, whose product is annotated as recombination signal binding protein for immunoglobulin kappa J region. Gene Ontology annotation, molecular function: DNA-binding transcription activator activity, RNA polymerase II-specific; RNA polymerase II cis-regulatory region sequence-specific DNA binding. The record is from RefSeq and is a predicted model, not a curated record. Gene Ontology annotation, cellular component: nucleus; MAML1-RBP-Jkappa- ICN1 complex. NCBI's taxonomy places the organism in Eukaryota, Metazoa, Chordata, Mammalia, Carnivora, Canidae. Gene Ontology annotation, biological process: regulation of transcription by RNA polymerase II; Notch signaling pathway. The transcript is spliced from 10 exons. The coding region runs from base 424 to 1965 and encodes 513 amino acids.